This is a messenger RNA of Morchella importuna, 1557 nucleotides long. RefSeq lists its product as uncharacterized. Gene Ontology annotation, molecular function: ATP binding; protein serine/threonine kinase activity. Bases 1 to 1557 code for a protein of 518 amino acids. Gene Ontology annotation, cellular component: nucleus. The transcript is spliced from 2 exons. Gene Ontology annotation, biological process: protein phosphorylation; mitotic DNA damage checkpoint signaling. The record is from RefSeq and is a predicted model, not a curated record. Lineage: Eukaryota; Fungi; Ascomycota; Pezizomycetes; Pezizales; Morchellaceae.
AUGUCCCUCAACGCCUCCGCCCCCUACACCACCACCUCCACCUCCAAGCAGCACCUCUCAACCACCACCGCCGCCACAAACACCCCCACCUCAACAACCCCCAGCGACUCCGGCCCCGAGACCGUCGAGCUACAACCCACCUCCGACGACCAGCCCUUCGCCUCCGACGAGGAAGAAGAGGACGACAACGGCGCCUCCUCCCCCGCCGCCACCGACGACCACUACACCAGCGCCGAGCACCGCGCGCGCGCCCUCGCCUCCGGCUCCGAAGCCGACGACUACGACGAAGACGCCGACGACGACGACGACGACGACCACACCGUGACCGGCGAAGAAGAAGAAGAGGACGAAGAAGAAGAAGGCGCCUCCUCUCCGGGAGCCUACUCUGCCAGCGAAGACGAGGACGACGACCCCUCGCAGCUGGACCCGGCCGUGGCCGAGGAGAUGGACAAGUUCGAAGCCACCUUCAAGGGCUUCUCGCGGCGCUUCCGCCUCGUCAACAAGAUUGGCGAGGGCACCUUCUCGAGCGUGUACAAGGCCGAGGACCUCGAGUACGAUCUGUACGACAACUCGUGGGAUCACUCGCACACGGGCUCCUCUGGGGGGCGGCGUGCGGUCGGGAAGCCAAAGUACGUGGCGGUGAAGAGGAUCUAUGUCACGAGCUCGCCGGCACGGAUCCAGAACGAGCUCGAGCUGCUGCACGACCUGAGUGGGUGCGAGAGCGUGGUGCCGCUGAUCACGGCGUUCCGCUGCCUGGACCAGGUGGUGGCCGUGCUGCCGUACUUUAAGCAUGUGGACUUUCGAGAGUACUUUCGCGAGCUGAGCAUGGUGGAUAUCAAGUGCUACUUUAGGAACCUGUUUCAGGCGCUGAGGCAUGUGCAUAACCAUGGGAUCAUCCAUCGGGAUAUCAAGCCUACCAACUUCCUCUACGACUUCCGCCGCGGCCGCGGCGUCCUCGUCGACUUCGGCCUCGCCGAACGCGAAGGCACCGACUCUCAAUUCUGCCUCUGCCAGCACACCACCCCCCCCACCACGCGCCCGCCCACUCUCGCCCCCUCCCUCGGCUACCCCAAACACGACUCGCGGCCCUCGCGGCGCGCCAACCGCGCCGGCACCCGCGGCUUCCGCGCCCCCGAGGUCCUCUUCAAAUGCACCUCCCAAACCACCAAACUCGACAUCUGGUCCGCCGGCGUAAUCCUGCUCACCAUCCUGUCUCGUCGCUUCCCGUUCUUCAACAGCAGCGACGACGUGGACGCCAUGAUUGAGAUCGCCACCAUCUUCGGCAAGGCCAAGAUGAAGGCGUGUGCGGCGCUGCAUGGGUGUGUGUUUGAGACGAGUAUUGCCACGAUUGGGGAAAGGGGUUUUACGCUGGAGAAGAUUGUGCUUUGGGCGACGAAUCGGACGGCGAAUGGGAGUAGUAGGGAUGGGACGGGGGAUCAGCGGCUGGGGAGGGAGGAAGCCGAGGCGGUGGAGUUGCUGAGGGGGUGCUUUGAGUUGGAUCCGGCGAGGAGGUGGGGCGCGCAGGAGGCGUUGGAGUGUGUGUUUUUGAGGGAGUAG